Angiostrongylus costaricensis is the source of this 792-nucleotide messenger RNA. The record is from the annotation of a GenBank genome assembly. Lineage: Eukaryota; Metazoa; Nematoda; Chromadorea; Rhabditida; Metastrongylidae.
AUGGUUGAAAUUCGGGAGGAAUCUUCGGAACCGUACAAUCCUUCGGCGUCAGGUGGCACAUCCAGAGCUCAAUCUAGUGGAAGCUUUCAGGGCUCCCAAUAUGUUUCGGAAAAUGUCAUGGAUUGUUGCUUACUUAUGACACGAUUGGCGACGUUGUUCUUCGCAAUGUGUUAUCUUCUUCCUUUUCUAUCGCCUGUAUCGUCGGAUUCCGCUUACUACAAAGCUUUCGCUUCUGCGGCAGCGACGAACGCUUUGCGAAUGCAACAACGAGUGGGGUUAGUUUCGUUCUCGCGUGAAUUCUUCGCUCGACUGCUUCUAGAAGAUAGCUGUCACUAUUUAUUCUACUCCAUUCUUUUCCUGACAUCUGCACCUGUAACCAUGACUCUUCUAUCAAUCACUCUAUUCGCAGCACUUCAUGCAGCUUCGCAACUGGUGAAGUUGCUCACAGCAAUUGGUCACGGUGGAUCCCGUUUCACUCUUCGUUUGGCAUCGUUUUCGCAGCAGCACACUGCAAACUGUCUUGGAAUCAUUGCUUGUGGAGAGAUAUUUCUCAUUCCAGUGUUGAUUGCAAUGCUUUUUGUUGGUAAGGCCUCUCUAUUUGUGCCUUUCAUUUACUACCGUUUCCUAACCCUGCGGUACUCCUCUCGUAGGAAUCCAAACACAAGGCAGGCGUUCGCGCAAAUGCGUUAUUCUCUGGACCAGGUGGCGGCAUCUGCUUCAUGCCCACAAAUAGUUCGCUCUCUCAUCUACAACUCUAUCAGUCUCAUUUCUCGUCUUGCUCCGGCUAUUUGA